Messenger RNA from Mesorhabditis belari, 264 nucleotides. NCBI's taxonomy places the organism in Eukaryota, Metazoa, Nematoda, Chromadorea, Rhabditida, Rhabditidae. The record is from the annotation of a GenBank genome assembly.
AUGGAAGAUCUCAAAUAUCGAAUGCGUGUCUGUCUCUGGUACGACUACAAACAAGACAAAACAGCUGCCGAAUCCCACAGAGAUUUAUUGCGAGUUUUUGGUGAUGAAGCUCUUUCCGAAACACAAUGUAAGAGAUGGUAUCGACGGUUCAAGGAAGGGGAUGAAAGUCUUGAAGAUGAGCCUCGCCAAGGACGACCCGAACUUCUGCAGAACGAUCACCCCACGAGAAAUGGCGAUCUGCCAUUUCUCGUGGUUUUGAAUUCU